AUGGAGCCUGUCCCCGAGACGGAGCGUAUGGAGGAGUUUCGUCCCUCACCACUGCCGACCUUGCACCUCGGAGCCUCCCACUAUGACUCCUCUUCUUCCGACCUCAACAUCAUAAAGAAGCCUGCAGCCACACGACGCAGCACGGAUCCUAUCCCCGCCAGCCACUCCUCCGGCUUCUCCUCCAGCUUCUCCUCCGCCUACUCCUCCGCAUAUUCGUCCUCAUCCUCCUCCUCUUCAAAUUCCUGGACGCCCUCACCUACCGCCAUACCAUUUCGCCCGCGCACCGCCUCUCCGCUCUCCAUCUCCCAUACUCGCUCCUUGUCUGCCACCAACAUAACAUCAGCGCCCUCCAUGUCCCGCACUCGAUCAUUACCUGGAGUCAAUGGCUCUGGUCACAUCCUCCUCUCCCCUCAGCUGCGUCCCGCUAGUCCCUCUGAGCCCAGCCGCCUGCGAACGCCCCGCAAACCCGCCGACGAAGCUUUCCCGCCCAUGUCUCCCGUGAGAACGACAGUUCUGGACCCCGAAAGGACAUCUUCUGAACGAAGCGUCUCGCCUAGUAUGAGGUCUUCCUCCGGUUCCUCUACGCGCUACCGCCGAACUCCGUCACCAUUCCAAAACAUGCCACCUUCCGCUUCCAGCUCCUACACGCCUUUACCGACCACGCCUUCCUCCACCGCCUCCUCACCUUUAUACAGGGCCUAUGACAGCUAUGGCGGGAGUUUUUCCUCUAUCCCCUCUACGCCGACCUCUACCAGGUCCCGAAGCCCCAGUAUAUCCAGCCUGGAAACCAUUCCCGACACACCAGACGCCGAAGAGGCAGCCCUCGAGGCCGAGCGGCAAGCGCAGCUGCAGGCGGCCGCCAAUGAAGCAGCAGAAGGCAGCGACUCGUCGUCUGACUCCAAGGGGCGCAGCAGCCUCGACACACCGAGUCGCGGCCGUACCCUUUCUACAUUUGGGCCGCGCGAAAAGCGCAAGCGAUGGAGUUGCGACUACUUCCCCAAUGAGGAGGCCAUGUCUCAACGACAUGACCCCUUCAUCGCCCUUAGCCCCUCGGUCGUGUAG
Cordyceps fumosorosea ARSEF 2679 is the source of this 1062-nucleotide messenger RNA. RefSeq lists its product as hypothetical. The record is from RefSeq and is a predicted model, not a curated record. The transcript is spliced from 2 exons. NCBI's taxonomy places the organism in Eukaryota, Fungi, Ascomycota, Sordariomycetes, Hypocreales, Cordycipitaceae. Bases 1 to 1062 code for a protein of 353 amino acids.